AUUUUAUUUUGCCCUUUUAUGGUGCGUACAUCUUGUGUACAUCUUGUGUACAUGAGAUGUACACAUAUUAUUACUCCGCAGAUAUUAAAUGUACCGGUAUAAACAGUCUGCGUUGACACCUCACAUCCCAACGGUGUUCUUCGGCUCCAGAUCCCAAAAUUCAUGCAACUCUCUCGUAGUAAACAUUUUCUGCUCGGGAGACCACGAUAGCAUCUGAGAAGUCAUCGAUUUGAUCAACGAAAAAUGGCUGGAGGGGGCGCCGGAGCUUUUCUCACACGGGCAUUUGAGUCCAUGCUGAAGGAGUGCUCCAGUAAGAAGUACUCUUCACUCCAAACGGCAAUCCACAAAUGUUUAGUUGUUGUGAAGGCAUCAAAUCAGCAAGCUAUACACGAUGAGAGUAAUGUAGUGGUAUCUAAAGGGUCAGAACAGAGUAGUCUGCCUGAAGCUGAUGCUGGAUCAGGAACACCUCACUCAAUCCCAAAUUCCCCAAGCAAGACUAUCACUACUGCUCUAGCAAAUGCAGGCGAUACUCUAAGUGUAUCUGAGGCAGAGCUUGUUCUCAAUCCUAUUCGACUUGCUUUUGAGACAAAAAAUAUAAAAAUCACAGAGCUUGCUUUGGAUUGUCUUCAUAAACUCAUCGCGUACGAUCAUUUAGAGGGCGAUCUUGGUUUUGAUGAUAGGGUAAACAUGCCACUCUUUUCAGACAUCAUGGGCAUGGUCUGCAGUUGCGUUGAUAAUAUGUUACCGGAUGGAACUAUUCUUCAAGUUUUAAAAGUACUUCUUACGGCUGUGGCAUCAACCAAGUUCAGAGUUCAUGGGGAACCAUUGCUGGGUGUGAUUAGAGCAUGCUAUACUAUAGCUCUGAAGAGCAAAUCACCAAUUAACCAGGCAACAUCAAAAUCCAUGUUAACCCAAAUUUUAAGUAUGGUCUUUAAACGCAUGGAGGCUGGUUCCCUGCAAGUGUCUUCUACAGCAACUGUUCCUACCUUAAAGAUUGAGGAUGUGCCAUCUGAUGAUCAUAAUAAACAAGAAAGGAUGUUGGAAGAUAAAGGUUCUAGUAAUCAAACCAAGGAUGCAUUUGUCGUUGCUCUAGAGGAACUUUACAGUCUCGUGGGCGGGGUUGAUAUUAAGGGCUUAGAGGCUGUUUUUGAGAAAGCUGUGGAACUUGAAGAUGGGAAAUGUGCCGUAGGACGGAUGGAUUUAGAAAGCACUAACAUUGGACUACCUGAUGCGUUGAUUCUCUUUCACUCUCUUUGCAAGAUGGCUACAAAAGACAAAAAUGGCCAACCUGGAACUGAAACAUGCAUUCUUUCACUGGAGCUUUUGCAGGGUCUGCUGGAAGACGCCAGUGACUCAUUCACGCAUUUUAUUGGCUAUGUCAAAGCGCACAUCUCCUACACUUUGUUGCAAGCAUCACUCUCACAGACAACUGCCAUAUUUCAGUAUGCAACAGGAAUUUUCUCCAUACUUUUGUUACGAUACAGGCAAUGCCUUAAGGGUGAAAUUGGGGUUUUCUUUCCCUUGAUUGUCUUACGCACAUUGGGUGAACAUGACCUGAACUUAAAAAUAGGUGUUCUCAGGAUGCUUGAAAAAGUCUGUAAUGACUCACAGAUUCUUAUUGACCUAUAUGUGAACUAUGAUUGUGAGCUCAAAGCACCUAACUUGUUUGAACACAUGGUGAAAACAUUAUCUAGAAUUGCUCAAGGGGCACAAAGUACGGAUCUGGGCUCAUUUGCUUCAUCUCUGAUUGGUGCACUCAAGCUGUCAUCCCUUCAGUGUCUUGUGGCUGUGUUGAAGUCACUUGUUUGUUGGGUGAACUGUCAGAAAGAACCUCUAAUAGUAAAGGAGUCUCUUGAAGUAGGAUUAAGUGGAGGACAGGAUGAUGUAAGACGUAGUAAAACUUUACCAUGUGACUUUGAGAAGUUGAAGGCAUAUGAUUCUACCAUACAAGCAGCUGUCUCCGAAUUUAAUAGGCAACCAACUAAGGGGAUAGAAUAUCUGAUAUCAAGUAGGAAGGUGGACAGAUCGCCUGCUUCAGUUGCUCAAUUUCUCAAGAAUACUCCAAAUCUGGAUAAGGCCAUGAUCGGUGAGUACUUAGGCCAGCAUGAGGAGUUUCCAGCCGCUACCAUGCAUGCUUAUGUUGAAUCUAUAAAUUUUUCUGGAGUGAAGUUUGAUAUGGCCAUUAGGGAACUUCUUAGAGGAUUGCAACUUCCUAGAGAAGCUCAGAAAAUAGACCGCAUAAUGGAAAAGUUUGCAGAGUGUUACUGUGCGGCCAAUACCAAUCUAUUCAAGCAUGCAGAUACAGCUUAUGCUCUAGCAUAUAAAGUUUUACUGCUGAACAUUGAUGCCCAUAGCUCAAUUGUCUGGCAAAAGAUGUCAAAGGAUGAUUUCAUACACAUGAAUAACAUGCAAGAAACUGAUGAAUAUGCUCUUAAGGAACUAUUGGAGGAGAUUUAUGAUUCCAUUGUUGAAGAAGAAAUCAAAAUGGAGGAAAAAGUGCAACUGCUCAGUGUUCUUAAUCUAACUCCACCGUGGAAGAAGUAUUUGAUGGAGUCCAAGACCAAAAUGAAGCCUGUCAAUGCACAGAAACAAUCUAUUUUCAAGGAUCAAAGUGAGAUAAGAAGCGAGUUUUGUACUUCGUACAAUAUCGAAGUAGUGCGCUCUAUGGUUGAAGCUGUAGGAUGGCCACUUCUUGCUACUCUUGCGGUUAUUAUGGAGGAGGGAGAUAAUAGUCCAAGGGCCACUCUUUGUAUGGAAGGGUUUAAAAUUGGAAUUCACACCACAAAUAUUCUUGAUUUGGAUACCAUGCGUUGUGCCUUCUUGACAUCUCUGAUUAAACUUAGUAUGCUGCAUUCGCCGAAGGAUAUGAGAAAUAAGAAUCUGGAAGCAUUGCAGACUCUGCUGCUCUUAUGUGAUUCCGAUAACAAUGCACUUCGAGAUACAUGGUAUGCAGUGCUAGAGACUGUUUCUCGUCUUGAAUAUGUUGCAUCAUCUCCUUCUAUGGCUGCAAAUAUGAUGCAAGGAUCUAAUCAAAUGUCUCGAGAUUCCCUUCUUCAAUCAUUGAGAGAUCUGGCUGGAAAACCUGCUGAGAGGAUGUUCAUUAAUAGUGCUAAGUUGCCCAGUGAAUCAGCAGUGGAAUUUUUCACUGCUUUAUGUAAUGUUUCCAUUGAAGAACUAAGUCAGCUUCCAGCACGCUUAUUUAGCUUGGAAAAACUUGUUGACAUAAGCUACUACCACAUGCCUCGUAUAAGAAUGGUUUGGGCAAGGAUAUGGUCUGUGCUGGCAAGUCAUUUAAUUUAUACAGGAAGCCAUCCUGAUGAAAGAGUAAAUGUGUAUUCCAUAGAGUCACUUAAGCAGCUUGCCAUGAAGUGUUUGGAGCACACAGAAGUCACAAGUUUCAGAUUCCAGAAUGAUAUUUUGCAUCCAUUUGUGUCUCUUAUGCGUGACAGCAAUAGUGAAUCCACGAGGAAACGCAUUGUUGAUUGCAUAGUACAAAUAGUAAAGUCUAAGGCUGUGAACUUGACCUCUGGCUGGAAAAGUGUGUUUAUGGUUUUCACAGCUGCUGCAGAGGAUGCAAUAGAAACAAUUGUUGAAACUGCAUUUGAAAAUGUAGAACAAGUUAUCUUGGAACACUUUGAUCAGAUUGUUGGAAACUGUUUUGUGGACUGUGUCAGUUGCUUAAUCGGGUUUGCCAAAAAUAUGUGCUCUCACAGAAUAAGCCUGAAGGCAAUUGCACUCAUUCAUAUUUGUGAGGAUCGCCUUGCUGAGGGAUUCAUAGUAGGUGGUUCUUUGGAAUCAUACGAUACUAGUGCAGUUAAAAGCUAUCAUAUAAGAGAAGAUUAUUGGUUCCCAAUACUGGCUGGUCUCUCUGAUCUAACAUCUGAUCAGCGGCUAGAGGUUAAAAACUGUGCACUUGAGGUUUUGUUUGAUCUGUUGAACGAGAGGGGCAACAAGUUUUCAUCCUCAUUUUGGGAGAGUGUUUUCCGCCGUGUGUUAUUUCCCAUUUUUGAUCAUGUAAGGCAUGCUGAAAAAGAGAACUCAGAUUCCUGCAUAUAUGAAGGUGUUCGUGAAAAUAGCAUUCACUCACUUCGACUGCUGUGCAACCUUUUCAGCACCUUUUACGAGGCUGUUGCUUUUAUGCUGCCCCCGCUUCUCAGUUUGCUGUUAGAUUGUGCCAAAAAGACUGAUCAGCAAGUGGUUUCGGUCUCUUUGGGUGCACUAGUCCAUCUGAUUGAAGUAGGUGGACCUCAGUUUAGUCAAAGCGACUGGGACACCUUGUUGCAAAGCAUAAGUGAUGCAUCGUACACGACAAAGCCUCUUGAACUGCUCAAUGACUUGGUGUUACGGAAGGAAAAUGAUCAGACCAUGUCAAUUAUAGGUUCAAGUUCCUCUUCACCACAGAGUGAGACCAACUUUUCUGAUUUUUCUGUAAAGUCUCAAAAUGCAUUACGCAUGCAUGAAGACAAUCAGGUGAAGAAGCACAAUGAUUUGGAAGAAAUUGACGGGAUGCCUUCACCUUCUGGAAGAGCUUUGGAACCCACUGCUUCUGAAGGUCAAACAAUAGGUCAGAAAAUUAUGGGAAAUAUGAUGGACAAUCUAUUUAUCAAAAAAUUUACCUCUAGAUCCAAAGAGAGGAGUGAAGUUUUAAUGCCUCCACCAAAGACUUCUGAAAAUCUGAAGCCAGAUGCAAGCCAUGAGGAUGAAAGUUCAGCGUUGGCAACAGUUAGGAGCAAAUGCAUCACACAAUUACUGAUUCUUGGUGCUCUUGAUAGUAUUCAGAAAAAGUAUUGGAACAAGUUGAAGGCAGCUCAGAAGAUCUUUCUAAUGGACAUUUUAUUAUCUCUGGUAGAGUUUGCAGCAUCAUAUAAUUCAUAUUCAAGUCUCAGAUUACGAACACACCAACUUGCUGCCAAAAGGCCUCCAUUGAAUAUCAUCCGCCAGGAGUUAGCAGGAACUUCCAUAUACCUUGAAAUGUUACAUAAGGCAACUGCAGAAAUUAAUGCUGAAAAAGAUGAAAUGCAUGAGGAGACCAGUAUAUCUCGAAAUAUAGAUCAUUUGGCAAGAAGUGAUCAUGAAACGUCUAAAGUGGAAAUUGAAGAAGAUGAUAUUCAUGGAAUAGCAGAACAGAAGCUAGUGUCAUUUUGUGGAAAGGUUCUGAGGGAGGCGUCUGACUUCCAAUUCAGCAUGGGGGGUGGCAUUAGUACAGAAGCCCAUCAAGUUCUUGAACUACGUUCCACCGUCAUCGUCAAGGUACUAAAGGGUAUGUCGCAUAUGAACAGCCAAGUUUUCAGGAAUCAUCUCAAAGAGUUUUAUCCUUUGAUUACUAGCCUGAUGUGCUGUGACCAGAUGGAUGUACGUGGAGCUCUUGCCGAUUUAUUAAACAUGCAAGUUAAAGCGCUGUUGAUGUAAACUAGCUCAAGCUGGUAUUUGAAGGACAGCAAGAGAUGGAAAUGAAUGUUGGUUAUUUUUUAGCAUAUACUAGGAAUAGUAUAUGCUAAUCUUUUGAGCUCCAGAAUAGUGUUGUUCAUUCAGAUUUUGAACUCCAGAAUAGUGUUGUUCAUUCAGAUUUUGAUGAGCUAAUCUUUUGACCUUAUAUGAACCUUUCUGGAAAUAUCAACAUUCUUAUUAUACAGAAUAAAAUCUACUCUUUUUUCACAUUAAUUAAUAUAGGACUCGCG
Messenger RNA from Cuscuta epithymum, 5678 nucleotides. Lineage: Eukaryota; Viridiplantae; Streptophyta; Magnoliopsida; Solanales; Convolvulaceae. The record is from the annotation of a GenBank genome assembly.